Molecule: messenger RNA, 783 nt
Organism: Clonostachys rhizophaga
Lineage: Eukaryota; Fungi; Ascomycota; Sordariomycetes; Hypocreales; Bionectriaceae
Source: the annotation of a GenBank genome assembly
AUGGCACCAGAUAUCAAAUUCAACUGCGCACUCGUCACAGGGGGCGCAGGUGGCAUCGGCAGGGCGAUCGCUGAGUACCUUAUUUCGAAGGGCACGAGAGUCUUGCUCGCGGGACGUACUGAGUCCAAUUUGAAAGAAACCGCCCAGCUUAUUGGCGCAGCCGGGUAUUAUGUGGUCGAUACAGGAAAGAUUAAUACUCUCUCGCCUUUCAUCGCCAAGAUCACCGCUGAGCACCCCGACCUGGACUGCUUAGUGAACAACGCGGCCGUUCAGCGCGUAUUAGAUAUCUCCAAUGAUGCGGAGUAUCUUGCAAAGGCCGACGAGGAAAUCGACAUAAACGUCCGAGGGCCGAUGCAUCUGUCCAUUGGACUACUGCCCCAUUUCCGGACCAAGCCAAGCGCGAUGAUAAUCAAUGUGUCCAGUGUCCUAGGAUUCAUUCCCUUUUCUGUGGUCAACCCGGUUUAUAACGCGACCAAGGCAUGGAUUCACUUCUGGACUAUGAAUCUACGUACUCAGAUAGCCCAGGAGGGCUCGAACAUUCGAGUGGUCGAGAUCGCACCACCAAUGGUAGCAACAGACUUGCACCGUGAUAGAGAGAAUCCAGACGACAAUAAGAAAGAGUUCAGUCCUCAUACUCUCACAGUCGAAGAAUUCAUAGACACGAUUGUCCCCAAGUUGGAGGCAGGAGAGACUCUCAUCACAGCUGGAAUUGGAGAGCAGGUUGUGGGUGGAUGGAAUGAUGCCUUUGGCCAACGAUAUCUUCAGAUGACAGGCGGGAAAUAA